AUGAGCACAAAUACUAUGACUGCUGUGGUCCGUGCUCUUCCGAGCCUGACAAAGGUUCUCUUCGUCGAAUGCGACUUCUACUCACCGGAAAGAGCACUACUAUGUGAUCUGUCCUCAGAGUGUCCAUCUCCUGCCCCACUUGCUCGCUCGGCUUUGGCACUGGAAGCGGCACCUACUUCAGAAAUCGUGAUAACGUCUCAUCCUGGCGAAGCGUCACCGACGUCACAUGCGGCUACCAAUCGUUCUUCUCGUGACGACCAUGAUGCACCAGUGUUCUACCCCUUGAUUCAUCCCCCGCCAACGCUGCAAUCGUUUGUCGUAGGCAAGGGUGAAUCAUACCUCCGAUUCAUCGACUUUACAAUAUUUCGCGGCUGGCUCGAUCCUGACGUGUUACCCUCAAGCCUCAGGUCAACGCUUGUCGGUAGUGACGUCGAUCAUGAAUUGCUAUGCAGGUUUAUUGCCGGCCUUGGCCCAUCGUUUGUAUUGGAGUAUUUGAAGAUAUCUCUUGGGAAUAAUCUUGAAGAAGUUGUCCGGAUCGGAAAGGACAUCUCUAAUCUACGUAACCUCAAGACUCUGCGAAUAUCCGUCCCACAGCUUGAUCAUGAUCAAUGCGACAUCGUUCAACGGUUUCUCACCUUUCUUGAUGCGUCCGGUCUACAAAGCAUGACGGUUAUCCUGACGGAACAGGAACCUGUCAAAGAUACAAGAAUGAUAGACGAAUAUCUCGCUGGCGACAAGUUUAAGGAUCUUCAUGAGUUCCGCAUCGAGACCGUCGAAAAUACGACAUAUAACUCAUGGAAGCUCGUAGAAGAUGCGGUGCAGGCACUGUUUUUCCGUUGA
Somion occarium is the source of this 840-nucleotide messenger RNA. The record is from the annotation of a GenBank genome assembly. Lineage: Eukaryota; Fungi; Basidiomycota; Agaricomycetes; Polyporales; Cerrenaceae.